Molecule: messenger RNA, 5109 nt
Organism: Solea senegalensis (Senegalese sole)
Lineage: Eukaryota; Metazoa; Chordata; Actinopteri; Pleuronectiformes; Soleidae
Gene: coro2aa
Product: coronin 2Aa
Exons: 13
Coding region: 139-1704 (521 amino acids)
Biological process (GO): actin filament organization
Molecular function (GO): actin filament binding
Source: RefSeq, a predicted model, not a curated record
GGUGGAAACCAUCACCACCACCUGCCGACGCCUUCCGCGCCAUAUGACCGUCUCAAAGGACCUGCUGCUGCUGCUGCUGCUGCUGCUCCUGCCGCCGCUGCUGCUGAUUCUCGUACAAGUGACAACUCAGUUGACAGGAUGACAUGGCGUCCUCAGUACCGCAGCUCCAAGUUCCGCCACGUGUUUGGUAAGGCCGCCACCAAGGAGAACUGCUACGAUGGCGUGCCAAUCACGCGCAACGUCCAGGACAACAACUUCUGCGCUGUCAAUCCACGUUUCCUGGCAGUCAUCACUGAGUGUGCCGGGGGAGGGGCCUUCCUGGUCCUGCCUCUCCAUCAUACAGGUAAAGUGGACCCACACCACCCCAGAGUGUCGGGCCACAGAGGGAACGUGUUAGACAUCAAAUGGAAUCCCUUUGAUGACUGCUGCAUCGCCUCUGCUUCUGAGGACACAACGGUGAAGGUGUGGGAAAUCCCUUCUCACGGUUUGCUGAAGAACCUCACGGCGUCGCUGAAAGAGCUUCAGGGUCACAGUCGCAGAGUGAGCCUCAUUGAGUGGCAUCCAACUGCAAACAACAUCCUCUUCAGCACAGGCUAUGAUUACCAGAUCAUGAUCUGGAACCUGGACUGUUCAGAGCAGGUGAUAAAGAACCCAGUUCGUACCAUUAGCCACCACACAGACGUGGUCCUGUCCAUGUCUUUCAACGCAGACUGCAGCCUCCUCGCCUCCUCCUGCAAAGACAGGAAGAUUCGACUGAUGGAGCCGCGCUCAGGAAACCUACUGCAGGAAGCCAACUGUAAGACACACAAAGCCAACAAGGUGCUGAUCCUGAGUAACCUGAAGAAGCUCGUCACAUGUGGCGCUUCACGCUGGAAUGAGCGACAGAUCGCUUUGUGGGAUCAGGACGACAUGUCUGUGCCUUUGUUGACAGAGAACCUGGAUGGUUCUUCGGGAGCACUCUUUCCUUUCUACGACCCUGACACACACAUGCUGUACCUCGCUGGGAAGGGCGAUGGGAAUAUCCGAUACUAUGAGAUCAGCUCAGAAAAACCCUACAUCCAGUUCCUGACAGAGUAUCGGUCAAACACACCUCAGAAAGGAAUGGGUGUGAUGCCAAAGAGAGGCCUGGAUGUGAGCUCCUGUGAAGUGUUCAGGUUCUACAAACUCGUAACAAUUAAGAGCCUUAUUGAGCCACUAUCCAUGAUUGUACCCCGCAGGUCAGAGUCGUAUCAAGAAGACAUCUAUCCGAUGACACCUGGGAACAAGCCUGCUUUGACUGCAGAGGAAUGGCUCAGUGGCAUCAACAAAGACCCAGUGUUGAUGUCUCUAAAGCCUGGAAGUCAAAUCGUUGAGUCGAAUUCAGAGAUUAGCAAAGGGCUUGGAAAUCAACGUGACAUUCGCAGGUCUCAGAGCAGACCGGGCAUGCUACAGCUGGCGUACAUUCAGGACCAACUAGGAACCAAAGACAGCACAGAGGACAGUAGCCAUGCCGACGGCGACCGGAGUCAGCUGUCCGUUAGCAAUGGAGAAGAACUGGCACUUUUCUCUCCUCCAAGGACAGAGAACGAGAUGCUUCUAAAGUUCCAUAAGCAGCAGGAGGAAAUCCGACGACUCAGGGAGCUCCUUAACCAGAGAGAUGUGCGCAUUAAACAGCUGGAGCUGGAAAUUAAGAACGUCAAAAACUCCUCUCAGUCUCAGGGCUGACUUUAACAUUUUCAUCCUCACUUUCUCACGGGACACAUGCAUUACUAUAUAAACUCACUCACCCUAUUUUGGCACCAACACGCACUUUUUAGGGUCCUGACUCACGUUUCUUCCUCUGACGAGCUCCGAUAUUCACUGCACAGGGGAAAUUUAAACCUCAACUUUGUUUUCGCAGUCUUUGUCAAUUCUACACCAGUUGCACAUAUUUUUUGGUUCAUGUAGAUGCAACGUAAAAAAAACCCUCUUUGCACCUUUUUUGCUCUUUUCCUUGCUUCUUUUGUAUACGCUCCACAGCUAUGCAAGUUUCUUGUCAUUUUUAGCUUUGAAUGCUCUUUGUAUGUGAGUCUGUGCCUGUCAUGAGUGAAUGAUGUGGCUGUUUGAGUGUUGUCUGAAAGUUGUUGCAGGACAGAAUUGAUGUGAUUGUAAUGAUAAUGCUUCCAUGCUUGGUGAUUUUUAUUUUUAUUUUGUCAUUACAAACUACUGUUGGAACAGAGAGGUCCAAACUCUGAGACGUCUCAGACUUCUGGACUACAGAAUCUGUGCUUACAUGAGAGUGAGAGCUAAAUGAAUGACUUUAAAUCCAUUGAGCUGCAUUUGCCUAAUCGUUUUUUUAUUUCCGAAUGACUGGAAAAUUACUGGAAAAUCAAUGUCACUCACUGCAGCUAUUGUGUAAGCCAAUUUUACAUUUGAUGCCAUGUUGCAGUUUUGCUUUUGAUUUUUUUAAUAUUUAUUUUAAAAUACAAAUGAUGACAAACACAACAAAACCAAUUACUUCACUUUACUUCAAUUUUGGAAAAUACUGCACACAAACUGUUUCCUUCUGCUGUUUGGUGACGUGAAGUCAGUUUGAGGAAAAAGCCAUUGCUAGAGAAACCAUUUUAACACCAUUUGUGUUCCAUCAUUGUAGCUUUUGAUUUUCACUGUAUUUUUCAAUUUAGCAUCUGUUUAUUGCUCUUUGUAAAACAUCAAUGUGUGAUAUUGCGGGUUUCUUUUCAUAUUUGACGCUAAAGGGAGUUAUCUACAGUUAUUUGGACAGUGGGACAGUGAAAGACAUCUGUAUGGACCAAUAUCAAAUUUUAAAUAUUUGCUAUCAUUUUGGACAUGCUAUAAUUCUACAUUUUUUAACUGAAUGUGUUGCGUUUCUAGCAACACAUUCUUCGACGUGUUUAAUAAAAUGGUUUAUGACCACACUGAUGACAUUCCCAACAGCCUCAGGUGUUCUCCAUUUAGAGGGCAUUUGCUAUUGUUAACAUUCUAAUCUUUGUUUUGUUAAAUACGUCAUAUUGACAGUCCACGUUACCACAAAACAUUUAAAUGAAAACAGGUCAUUUACAUCCUUCAGUUUCAUUUCAAGACUGGGUUUUAACGUGAAUAUUCAGAAUGUCAGAGUGUUUCAAAUACUUCUGUCUAGUUAGCUAACAUGCUAAUCUGAAAUUAGCUAAACUUAAAACAUAAGUGUAUUGCAUCAUCUCUGUGAAUAUGUUAGCAUGCUAGCGUUAGCCUUUAGCUCAAGGUUUUUCUGCAUUUAAUUACACACUGCCUUCAUUAGCAUAUAUUUAAGAAAGUAUCCUGUUUUCAUAUGAUCUUAGCAUCAAUGUGAGGAAGUCUUUAAGUUUUUAGAAAAAAUAAACAGAUUUUCUUUAAUGGUAAUUUACCGUAGCACAAUGGGCCAUCCAGACAAACAACACUGCAAUAAUCUGACUUUCUGGAACAAACUAUUUCAGAUUUUGCACAGACCAAGAAGACGUUGUCAUGGUUAAAGUACUUAUUGAUCCUGGAUCCUAUUGAACCUGUUGAAAACAAAUCUCAUGAUCCACUUACUCUGGAGCUUUCAGUGGGAAUUCAUUAGUAGCUGGUACAUGGACCAUUUGUGGAUUAUUUGAGUUUAUGAAAAAUGAAUUGUUCAACUUUUGAGCCAAUAACGCGAAUAAGUCCUGUAAGUGUCUAGAAUAACAAUGUUUUAUAGAAGCUUUAUAUUAAUUUGGAAAUGAAAACUUGUGCUGUGAUUGAAAGCUCAAAAAACAGCAGUGACUGUAGGUUCUGCUGUCAGAUCAGUUUUCUGAUAAUUGCUGCUUUUAGAAAUGCGGCAGAUUUUUAUUUUUAUUAUUAUUUUUUUCUACAAAGAACAAGAAAGUUUUCCCUCUUCUGACACUGAGGUGCGGAGAGAAUGGAUGUAAAUGUGCAUAGAUUUCACUAGUAUUCGCUUACACAUACACAAAUGUAGUAAAUAAACAAGAUAUAUUCAGUUUAAAUGACUAUACGUGCCCGAGUUCGAUGACAAGUGAUAAUAACGAUCAUUUAAAAAAAGUGAUGAGUGGAAACUGGCACGUCAACUGACAAAGUGGUUUUGAAUGCUGUUGUGACCUCUUUGACCUCUUUGACCCCUCUGUCAGGACAGUUCUAGCUCAGUUUCAGCUCUGGCUAGCUUUUGUGUCAGCCAGGGUCUUUUCUAACUGCUGCUGCUGCUGACAGUGAACACGUUUCAACACAUUUGCCCUGUGAGCUGCUGCUCUUGCUGCUGGUCAGUGGACUGGGGGCUGUUUGUCCACAUUUUACCAGUGAAGAGAAACAGAUUCAUUGACGUCUUCUUUUCUGUCCCAGAAACAUCAGCAGUAAAAGUUAUCCAAAUAAAUGUUUUUUUUUUUUUAAAUUGGUAUUACAGCUGGUGCAACCAUAUUAAUACAGUAGGACAGUCAGACUAUAAUUAGCAGUGUAAAGUUGACUAUGACCCUGGGGACAAUAAUAUCUUAGAUGGCACUUGGUGUCUACAAAGUGUGUGGAGUUUGGACAUGUACUGCAUGGAAAAGGUCUGGAUUGUUGUAGAAUGGGGAAUGUAGGCCUGAUUUGUGUUUUUCAUGACUGGUCCACUACUGACCAAACUAGACGGUCUGUGGCCCCCAGGUCAUUUGAGUUUAAGACCCCUGGUUCAGUUGUAAAUGACCGCAAUAGCCUUUAAACUGAAUCAGAUUCCACAAACUCCACUAACUGCAAGGAGCAACAAAUGAUCCAACUCAAUGAACUGUUCACACCCUUUCAGUCUUCUGGUGUAUUGUUACAUCUUGCAAUACUUUGAAAUAGAGUAUAUUAAGACAUACUUUAUGUGUGUUUUUUCUUUUUCAAAAGCACUGAGCGAAUUUUAAAAGUGUGGUACACUGACGAUUGCAUUUUCUCACAGAAAACUGUCGCAAAUGAUCAUUAUUGUGUUCCUCUGUUAUGGUUAUGGCCAAUACCAAGUCCUCACACAGUAACCUUUCAACAAAUCAAAUCAGAAAUAAAACACUGUCAGUCUAUUCCAGAGAGUUCUUUUAAAGCACAUACAUUCUGACAGUCUGUCUUGGCAUGAUGGAGCAAUAAUGUAAUGGCAGAGUCAGAGUCUGAUUUAAUAAACCCAUUUCAUUGCUGUAA